Molecule: messenger RNA, 1379 nt
Organism: Impatiens glandulifera
Lineage: Eukaryota; Viridiplantae; Streptophyta; Magnoliopsida; Ericales; Balsaminaceae
Product: histone-lysine N-methyltransferase SUVR4-like
Exons: 8
Coding region: 559-1152 (197 amino acids)
Molecular function (GO): protein binding
Source: RefSeq, a predicted model, not a curated record
UUGUACAACUGUCUAUCUUUCUAUAUCAAGUCCCCUUAGACGAAUGGCUUCUAAAGAGAGAGAUCUCUCUGCAACUUCCUCAAGACCUCCUCAUCACAAACCAGCACAGCCGUCGAUUACUGAAUUCCCUUCUAAACCCUUCCUACCGCCGAUUCUUCCAAUCCCCACCCAGUAUCCUCCGGCCGAAACUCUUAUCACCGGCAGAUAUAUCUCCAAGAGAGAGAGGGAAGCUCUUACAACAUCUCCUAAAUCAACUUCACAUACCACAGUUUCCAUAUCGCCUGAAGAUGAAGAAAUCACUAAUGGCACGGUCCAAAUGAUUCUUCCAGUUUCUGUGAUUCAUCCAGAAGAAGGGAAAAUACAAUUAGAAGAGGGGCAGCUUGUCCAGAAUCAGUUAUUGUUGAUGCAGUUAAAAUUCAUGAAGAUGGAAAGCAAAAUGAGAAGGCUGCAAAUCUUGUGGAUGACCCUUGUACUGAUGUAGAAAUAGCUGCCUCAUCCUCUGGAGAGGUGAAAAUUUAUUUGAGUUGUAAUUCUGCUAUUAGAAGAUCUUAUUUCCAUAUGUCUAGUCUUGAUCAGGCUGUGCAGCAUGGCAUAACGAUCAACUUGCAGGUUUUUAUGACCCCGGAAGGCAGAGGAUGUGGCCUUCAAACAUUGCAGGACCUUCCAAAGGGGGCUUUUGUAUGUGAAUAUGUGGGCAAAAUCUUGACAAAUGAGGAGUUUUAUAAGCGAGCGUCAGCCAGAGCAAAUAGUGAAGAAGCACAUGCAUACCUUGUUUUGCUUGAUGCAGAUUGGUCAUGUGCAGAAAAACGUAUCUUAAAAGAUGAAAAAGCUCUAUGCUUGGAUUAUAGUCGUUAUGGGAACAUUUCAAGGUUUAUCUAUCAUAGAUGUUUCAAUCCCAGUCUGGUUGGGAUACCAGUGAAAGUGGAGACACCCAAUCAUACUUAUUAUCAUCUUGCUUUCUUCACGACAAGAGAAGUGAAAGCAUUCGAGGAAUUGACCUGGGAUUAUGGGAUUGAUUUUGAUGAUCACGAAGAUCAAACAAUCAAGGCCUUUAAGUGCGAAUGCGGCAGCAAGUACUGUCGAAAUAUUAGACGCAAGAGAACAAGUAUACUCCAUUUCAGAAGAAGUGGGAAAGCUGCAGAAUUGAAAUGAGAGGCUGCAAGGGGAGCACUAAGAGCUGUAGUAUGAUCUGGUACCGUGUUGUAUCUGAUGAUACUGAUGUAGAUUUGUAUUAAUUGUUAAGAACUACAUAUUGUAGAUAAAGUAGAAUGAGCCUUUAAUAUAAUUGGUAGUCAAUCUCCUAUUUGUUUGUAAGUAUAUUAGUUGUUUCUAUGAGAUAAUAUUAUAUUAAUAUGUCAAACUUGAAAUCUAGAAUGCAA